This is a messenger RNA of Ostreococcus tauri, 1524 nucleotides long. Its product is annotated as Serine/threonine-/ dual specificity protein kinase, catalytic domain. The coding region runs from base 1 to 1524 and encodes 507 amino acids. The record is from RefSeq and is a predicted model, not a curated record. Gene Ontology annotation, biological process: protein phosphorylation; intracellular signal transduction. The transcript has a single exon. Lineage: Eukaryota; Viridiplantae; Chlorophyta; Mamiellophyceae; Mamiellales; Bathycoccaceae. Gene Ontology annotation, cellular component: nucleus; cytoplasm. Gene Ontology annotation, molecular function: MAP kinase activity; ATP binding.
AUGAGCGCCCGCGAGCGCGAGAGCGCGGCGAGCACGGCGUCGAGAGAUGAGUUCUUCGCCACCGCGUCGUGGACCGCGAACGAGAGCCAGCGGUACGAGCUCCUGGAGGUGAUCGGCAAGGGGUCGUACGGCGUCGUGUGCGCGGCGAUCGAUCGAGAGAGUGGACAAAAGGUUGCGAUAAAAAAGGUUCGAAACGCGUUCGAUCACGCGAGCGAUGCGACGCGGAUCCUGCGAGAGGUGACGCUGCUGCGACACCUGAAACAUCCGGACAUUGUGGAGGUGUUGAACAUCAUGUUGCCGCCGAAUCCGAGGGAAUUUAACGAGGUGUUCAUCGUGUUCGAGCUCAUGGGGACGGAUUUGCAUCAGGUGAUCAAGGCGAACGAUGACUUGACGGAUGAGCAUCAUCAGUUUUUCCUGUAUCAGUUGCUCAGGGGGUUGAAGUACAUGCACAGCGCGAAUGUGUUUCAUCGAGACUUGAAGCCAAAAAAUAUCUUGGCGAACAGCGACUGUAAGCUCAAGAUUUGUGAUUUCGGGCUCGCGCGGGCGAUGACGGCGAAGACGGGACCGCAGAUGAUUUUCUGGACCGACUACGUGGCGACCAGAUGGUAUCGCGCGCCCGAACUCUGCGGGAGCUUCUUCACCAAGUACACGCCAGCCAUCGAUAUUUGGGGCGUCGGGUGCAUAUUCGCGGAGCUUCUACGAGGUCGACCUCUGUUUCCGGGGAAGAACGUCGUGAAGCAGUUGGAGCUCAUCACAGAUUUGCUCGGGACGCCGACGCCGCUGCAAAUCGCGAAAGUGCGCAACGAAAAGGCGAGACGUUUCCUGCAGCAAAUGCGUAUUAAACCGGCGACGCCGCUGUCGGAAAAAUUUCCCGGUGUCGACAGCAAGGCGCUUAAUUUACUCGAAAAACUUUUGGCGUUCGACCCGGACGAUCGCCCGACCGCGGCGCAGGCGCUGGCAGAUCCGUAUUUCGAAGGGUUGGCGGAUGUCUCGAGAGAACCGUCGCGCCAUCCGCUCCCAAAGUCAGUCUUCGCCUGGGACCAACGAAAGUUGAGUCGCGAAGAGGUUCGAGAGCUUUUGUACGAAGAGAUCCUCCACUAUCAUCCUCAGGCGAAGCGCGAGUACGAUGGGAGCGAAAAGAAGAGUGGGUUCGACUAUCCCAGCGGUAUCGCAGACAUGUCUCGCAAGUUUGAUUCGCUCGAGCAGGGUGGUCCAGAGGCGAAGUUCCAAACGUCUAAAUCGCUGCCAAAGCACGCGGUUGGCGAGUAUCGAGACAAAGCGGCGCAAUUCGCCGGAGGCAUCGACGCGUUGUCACGUUCAGAUAGCGUCAAACCCGGCGGCUCGCCUGGACUCGCUCGCAUGGACUCGGACGACGUCGAGUACGAAGAACCUCAAACAGACGAUGUCGACAGAUUCGAUCUCGCUGAGGUCGUUCAGGCGAUGUCUCUCGAUGCCGAAGACGCGAGGGCGCUCAAGAUGGAGGCCGAGGCGCUCUUGGAAGAAGGCGGCGAAAUCGCGGGUUGA